Molecule: messenger RNA, 2202 nt
Organism: Podospora pseudopauciseta
Lineage: Eukaryota; Fungi; Ascomycota; Sordariomycetes; Sordariales; Podosporaceae
Exons: 2
Coding region: 1213-2202 (329 amino acids)
Source: RefSeq, a predicted model, not a curated record
GUUGGCAAUCCCGUCUCUCUCAUCAGUAAUACUCAGUAUUCAACUGCAAUCACAAAUCUAGCAGAAGAUCAAAGAACUCGACCGCUCCUAGCACUCCCUCACAAUCUCGCCAGCUGACGGCGAACAAAGGGAGGCCCUUUAUCUCCGCUACGCCGCAUCAGGAGUUCUUGAUCCUGGCCCACGUAGGACAAUAGCACCACAAGCGCCAAACACCGAGCGGCACAUGCCAUUGACUUCGUCCCAACUCCAGAAUACACAUACACUAUGCGUUGUUUUUUGGUUGGUAACGGCGUCGAUGCCACCUCGUCAACGGAUCGUUCUGUGAAGUUGGUCUUCACAAUCCAAUUCGCAAGUGCGAGUUUAUGUCUUGAUAUGACUCGGUACCGUUGUUUUGUCUAUGGUCUUCUCCUAUCAGAAAGCUGAAAACUCUUCGGCCAGUUCCGUUGAUGACUGCUUUUGAGCCGGAGAUGACGGUUCCUCUGGCAGAAUCACGCCUCUCGGAGGGCCCAGCGGCACAGCUCUAAUCAACGGUCAAACAACAAGUCUUCUAUCAACCUUCUACGGGUCUUGGCACCGGCAGCAACUCCUCCCCCACAACGUGGAUGAGGUUGCAAUAAAGUGUUCGUUGCGACCCAGUGGUGCAUUACCACCUUUGACAAGCAGCGGGAUGAAAGCCUGUCGGCUGGGGAGGGGUGCCCUCUCAUGUGUUGCUACUGGACUUCACCUCAUCUCGGAUUUACAAAGCUUCGCGUUAUACUGCUGACAGCAUGGAAGGGCUUGAUGAAGAUAUUCAGAUCUCCAAGUGUAGGAGUCGGCGGAAAUGACCUGUGCAAGGCGAGACUCGAGCGGCACAGUGGAAAAACUUCCCUUUGCAGCUAACCCCAUGGUCACAGCACGUUGGUGGUGUUCCGUCAUUGGUGUAAACACCAGGUUCAUCACGAUAGAAGGGCCCCUUGCCUGCAUGACAAACAGCGCUAGGAUGCAAUGAACCAGCGCCGCUACGGCGAUGUUUAAUUACAGGUAGUUGGGCCAGCACGCAGCACGCUAUUGCCCUGACCGUCUAAUCACAGUAGAGACGUACAUAGAGAUGAUAUGCUCAUAUACUGCCAGGCUUCAUGCCGGGCAGUCUGUUAAUCCAUGCCUGAUCACCGUUGCACUCUUCCAAAGGAACUUUCUCAAGGGUGAAGUUUAUAUAUUGCAAUCGUGAUCACGAUGGACAUCUACCGCCCCUCAACCCGAGACAGUCAACGCGCGUUUCUACAAUCUCAACAGCAACAGCCGCGUUAUUCGCACGAUCGAAGGGUUUCGCAGGCUACCUCAGGGGCCACCACUGCGGUACAAAGUCAGCUAUCUCUAACAUCGCCGCUUUACUUGGAUGAGAAGUCGGUAGUCGAGCCACCGCUCCCAGAUCCGCUUCGUGUACAGGGUUCCGUCAAUGUUCCUGGAACAUAUCCCUUGGCUACAGUGAACGUGGCUCAGAGAAAUGGAGCACAACCGGGAGGGUUCAACUGGCCAUCUGAUGGAGAUCUUGAUCCUCUCCCCCGAUAUCCAGGUACACCAGCUGCCGCUCCUUCAACACUAGCUGUUCCGCCUAUCGAACGAGAAAAGAAACCUCGAGCGCCUGGGACGAUCUGUGGGGUGAGAAGAGGACCGUUUCUGUUGUUAUCAGCAGUAGCAGGCCUGGUUCUGCUGGCCAUAGCUGUCGGCGUAGGAGUUGUGGUGGGACUGUCGAAGAAACCAAGCGAUGAUGAAAUCGCAGCUAGUUUAUCCUCCCCCAAAUCAAGCACAACCGACCACCCCCUCCCCAACAACCUCCAAACAACAAUCUUCUUGACCGCCACCUACACACCAACUCCCACAUCCACUGCCACCUCUGGUACCCCCUCGGCAACACCGACCGGCCUAGGCUGCCCCCAAAGUCAAGGACAGCAUUACACCUCGAACAACAACAAGAAGUUUAUUACCCUUUGCGGGGUGGAUUACUCUGACGAUGGGGAAGCAAAGAAUAUUUCUAAUGCGAAGGUGAAGAGCUUGAGGGAUUGUUUGGAGUUGUGCUCGAAAAAGAAGGAAUGUACGGGGGCGGGGUGGGGGGUUAUGGAAAGGGAUAAGGUCGGGGAACAUACUUGCUGGAUGAAGAACGGGUUGAAUAGCAGCCAUGAGGCGAGGGGGGGUUGGGCGUUUGGGGUAUUAUUAGGGGAGUAG